This is a messenger RNA of Suncus etruscus (white-toothed pygmy shrew), 1686 nucleotides long. It is a transcript of the gene SIRAL1, whose product is annotated as family with sequence similarity 118 member B. The transcript is spliced from 9 exons. The coding region runs from base 138 to 1190 and encodes 350 amino acids. The record is from RefSeq and is a predicted model, not a curated record. NCBI's taxonomy places the organism in Eukaryota, Metazoa, Chordata, Mammalia, Eulipotyphla, Soricidae.
GCUGUUGCUGCUGUUGCUGCUGGUGCGGUGGUGGCGGUUGGUUGGAGGCGACCCCGGGCGGGUAGACCUUCUCAGAAGCUUCACAGGAGAGAAAGCAGUGGCAGAGAAGGAAUUUCUCAAUCUUGGCACGAAACUGAAUGGCUUCUACAGGGAGCCAGGACUCUGACAUAGACUCAAGGUUCGGAUUCUUCAGUGAUGGCGCACCCCCCACCAAAAAGCCCAGAAAACUGCUUCCAAGCUUAAAAAUAAAGAAGCCCCAGGAGCUCGUGCUGGUGAUCGGAACAGGAAUUAGCGCUGCCGUCGCACCCCAGGUUCCGGCCCUGAAAUCCUGGAAGGGCUUGAUUCAGGCCUUACUGGACGCUGCCAUUGACUUUGAUCUUCUAGAAGAUGAGGAGAGCAGGAAAUUCCAGAAGUGUCUCCAUGAAGACAAGAACCUUGUCCAUGUCGCCCAUGACCUCAUCCAGAAACUCUCUCCUCGUACGAGUAAUGUUAGAUCCACGUUUUUUAAGGACUGUUUAUAUGAAGUAUUUAACGACUUGGAGUCAAAGAUGGAAGAUUCGGGAAAACAGCUACUUCAAUCUGUUCUCCACCUGAUGGAAAAUGGAGCUCUGGUAUUAACUACAAAUUUUGAUAAUCUCCUGGAACUGUAUGCUGCAGAUCAGGGGAAACAACUGGAAUCUCUUGACCUUACUGAUGAAAAAAAGGUCCUCGAGUGGGCUCAAGAGAAGCGGAAGCUGAGCGUGCUCCACAUCCAUGGGGUCUACACCAACCCCAGCGGCAUUGUCCUCCAUCCCGCCGGCUACCAGAAUGUGCUCAGGAACACUGAAGUGAUGAGAGAGAUUCAGAAACUCUAUGAAACCAAGUCGUUUCUCUUCCUGGGCUGUGGCUGGACUGUGGACGAUACCACUUUUCAAGCCCUUUUCCUUGAAGCAGUCAAGCAUAAAUCUGACUUAGAGCACUUCAUGCUGGUCCGGAGAGGAGACGUCGACGAGUUCAAGAAGCUUAGAGAAAACAUGCUGGACAAAGGGAUCAAGGUCAUCUCUUAUGGGAGUGAAUAUGCUGAUCUUCCUGAGUAUUUCAAGCGGCUGACGUGUGAGAUCUCCACUAGGGGUAGAACAGGGAUGAUGAGAGACAGCCAGCUGAAUGGCUCAUCCAUUGCACACAGCGAAAGAAGAGACUGUAGCACAUGAGGGAGUUACAGAAAAGGCCAUCGGAGCCCAAGCUGGAAGGCCCUGCCUUGGACAGUGUUUAACAAGUACAUCUGCAGAACCCAACGCAGCUUCUAGGAGUACCAAAACCCAGUGGUGGAAAGUUGGGGAGACAGGGGGCUGGUUCCAGCUCAGUCUUUGUGCCCAUUGUUUUUGAUAUCCUGUGUGUUCCCGUUCAAAGAAAUCCCAGAGCCAGGCAUGGGCCCCACAUGCAGCCAAUGCACCCAGGCUGGCUGUGCUGUACCCAGUUGGCACCAUGAUCUUCCUGCUGACUGCCCACUGCUCUACACAAGGACAUGAACUUGGGGCCCAGGCGCUGAGGGACCCCAGGGCCUGCUGCGGUUUUGUACUCUACACUUGGUUUUUCAGCUGAGCUCAUGGCUUUUUUUAAAACAUGACUUGAAGCUCUAGUUUUCUAGCUCUUUUACAGUGUACAGUAUUUUACAUAAUUGUGUUGUAUUAAAAGCUUGUUCAUUUA